Messenger RNA from Salvia miltiorrhiza (redroot sage), 1654 nucleotides. RefSeq lists its product as uncharacterized. The transcript is spliced from 6 exons. Bases 1056 to 1487 code for a protein of 143 amino acids. NCBI's taxonomy places the organism in Eukaryota, Viridiplantae, Streptophyta, Magnoliopsida, Lamiales, Lamiaceae. The record is from RefSeq and is a predicted model, not a curated record.
UUUAGCGUUAUCUAUUAGUUACAUACAUAACGGUUUAUCAAACCGUUAAGCCAACCGUUAUCUAUUAACACUUUUUUACAACAGUUUUUUUACCGUUAAGAAAUGCGCCUCUCAAUACUGUUAUGUAUUAACAUUAUUUUUUUUUCUUUUUUUUAAUAAAGUUUUUUUUAAUUGUUAUACUUUAGGUAAAAUUCAAAACCUAACUCCAAAUCUGAUUUUCAAGCUUGCUCCAAUACUCCUAACACACCCGCCGCCUCCCCCCGGUGACGCCGCGCCGGACGACGCUGCACGAGCAACCGGACGCCGGUGCUAGUGAGUCAGUGACCGCCCCUGCCCCCACCCACCCUGCAUCGCGUCGCCUCUGACGCCGCUCUUCUCGCAGCAGCAGAUCGAGCGGCGGAGCACCCUUCUCCCCUCCACCGAGCACGAGCAGACCACCCCUCUCCUCCGCCGACGCCGCUCUUCUCGCAGCAGCAGCAGCAGAUCGGGUUUUUUGCUUCUCCGUCUGCCACCUACCGCACCCGUCUCUCUCUCUCCGUCCGUUAGGCCUAGCAGCUGUCGCCGGUCGAGCUCUCAAUCGCAGACCCUAGGAGCCGCCGCUGUCGCCGCCGCCUUCUACAAUAGCCACCACCAAGGUAGAAUCCCUAAUUAUUCAUCCCUUACGCAAAUCUCAUUCCAAAUCCCUAAUUUUUGAACUUUGUUGGUAACAAUAUGAUUUAGAUUAGGGCUUUUGCUCGAAUUUUUUAAAUUAUCUGAAGCUAUUUUGCUCAAAUUUUUUAAUUUGUCAAGCUAUUUUGCUUAAGUUUUUGAAUUAUCUCUUUGUUAUUCGAUUAUCCUCAAUUGUAUAUUUGGUUGGAACCGCCCACGUUUCUACGGUAAUUUUGGUGUUUUUUUUAUGUGUAUUUGUUUUGAGAUUUCCAUGAUUAUACAGUUUAAUUUCUAGAUCUGAAUCAGCUCUUUUUACCAUUUUCCAACUGUUUUUCUCCUUCUGAUUACUGCUGGGAAUUUUGUUGCAUUGUUCGGAUAGAAAUUGGUUAUUAAAUCAGAAUAGCUUAAUGGAAUUGCUCUGUCAUUUUCUGGAAUCUUGCCAAGAAGUUCAGGCUGUGAUAGAAUUCUUGAAACCCCAGGUUGUCAUUUUGGAGCUGUGCUCUAGUCGUGUUGCGAUUCUUACGCCGCAAAACUUGAAGCGAAAAGCACUAGAUGACAAGUUAAAGGAAAAGGAGGAACGAGAAGCAUUUCAGGUUAAUAUUGGUGACUUCGGCUUGGCAGUUAUGAAGUGUGUGAUGCUUGAUUUGAAACUCCAAGGGAUUAGAGCAGGUGGGAACUCAGAUUUCAGUGAUGAAAUGGGCAAGGAACUUAGCCAAAUGAGUGUGGCAGCUGGGCUAAGGUUCUUGAACCGGGCAGCUCUGAAGAGUCUAGAAGAGUUUGGAAUAGAAGGUUCCAUGAAAAGUCCAUGGAAAAGAUGCUGCUAUUCUUGUCCCUGGUGAUGUAGUUUGUAUAAAAUUGGGCGAUAUUAAGAAGCUGGUGCUUGUAUGGUGGGAGAAUUGUUAGACAAAAAUGUAUGUGAUGUUUACUACAUGCGCAUGUAGUAAAACAUGUAUUAACAGGCAACUUGUGUAGCUCGAAUUGUUGGAUGCUAUGUUAUAUAUGCUAA